Epinephelus fuscoguttatus (brown-marbled grouper) is the source of this 11696-nucleotide messenger RNA. RefSeq names its product AT rich interactive domain 3C (BRIGHT-like) (gene arid3c). Bases 497 to 2236 code for a protein of 579 amino acids. Lineage: Eukaryota; Metazoa; Chordata; Actinopteri; Perciformes; Serranidae. The transcript has 8 exons. Gene Ontology annotation, biological process: regulation of transcription by RNA polymerase II. Gene Ontology annotation, cellular component: nucleus. The record is from RefSeq and is a predicted model, not a curated record. Gene Ontology annotation, molecular function: DNA binding.
UCUAUUAUCAUGUAAUGAUCAUAAACAUGUAGUUGUAGCUUUACAGAAGUUAGAAACAAAGUCUCUUCAUAAACUCCUUGCCAUGGUUUUAGGCAACCGCAUUCAAACAAUACAAAAACAUGACGAUUAAUAUAAUAACUCAAUAUAUUCUUUGAAAGUAUUAUUUUUUAAGUCGGUGUGAUGAGCCCGAACAGAUGAGUGUAUGAGCUGUGUCUCGCUGUGUCUUCAUACUGUAUAUUCCCAGCACUGACGUGUUGUUAGCAGAUGGAGCAGGGGGGCUGAUCUCUGCCUCCAGAGGUCAUUCUCACUACAGUUGCCACUUGUUGCCAAAGCAGCUCGGGGCUCCACCAUUCAACACCAAACACAUUUCAACUAUUUAUUCCGCCAACUAUCGAGACCUACAUGUCUGGAUGUUGAAUGCGGAGCGUUCGCAGGACUGAAGGAAGACUCUUUUGAUCCGGUUGUUAAUAUUUCGGCGCAUCUGACGGACAGAAGCAUGGUUGAUAACGCAAGUAUAGCGACUAAAUCUGCUUUGCAAGGCUCUUUCUCGUCCGCCAGCAGCCUUCCCCUCCAGGCUCCCUCCGCCUCCUCUCACAGCGCGUUCCCCGGCGCACAAACACACCAGCCCGCCAGCGGCGGCAUGAAGCUCGAAGCGGUCAUGGAGAACCUGCAGCGGCAGCAGGCAGCACGGCUGGCCCUGGAGGAGAAGCUCCGGCAGGCAGAGACAGAGAAAGACCUACGCUCCAUGGUGGAGUCCCAGAUACACCAACAAGCUCUGGCUUUCCGCCACUACCAAGCGGCGAUGCGCGGCGCACUGGCCGCCGGAGUUGCCAACUCUUCCCCGCUCCCACACAUGGAUGUCCGCAGGGCUGACGAGGACGGGAACUCCUCCAGACCGGGGAGCGACGACAAGGAGCGGGACGAGGAGGGGGAUGACAUGGACGAGCAGGAGAUCAUGGAUGAAGAGGAGGAGGGCGAAGACGAUGUCGGGUUGAACCACUACCAGCACCGACAGUCCUCGCUCCAGGGAGCCUGUCUCCCUCCGAAGAGUACCCCGAUGCAUCUCAUGUCCAGAGUCCCGGCGGCAUUCGCCCCGGCCCGCCGCGCAGACUCCCCAUCAGAGCACCCUCAGCCCCAGCACCACGAGUGGACCUAUGAGGAGCAGUUCAAACAGUUGUAUGAACUGGAUGAUGAUGAAAAACGCAAAGAGUUUCUUGAUGAUCUUUUCAGUUUCAUGCAGAAACGAGGGACUCCAGUGAAUCGGAUUCCUAUCAUGGCCAAGCAGGUGUUGGAUCUCUACAUGCUCUACAAGCUCGUCACAGAAAAAGGCGGCUUAGUGGAAGUCAUCAAUAAGAAAAUAUGGCGUGAGAUCACCAAAGGCCUUAACCUCCCUACCUCCAUUACCAGUGCAGCUUUCACUCUACGAACACAGUAUAUGAAGUACCUCUACCCAUAUGAAUGUGAAAAGCGGGGACUGAGCUCCCCCGGUGAGCUCCAGGCAGCUAUCGACAGCAACCGGCGGGAAGGUCGUCGGCAGAGCUACGGCUCCGCCAUCUUCAACUACUCUCCUGUGGGAACCCCCACUCUCCUGUCCUCACCAAAGAUACAUAUGUCCCACCUGUCUAUGCCCACUCACAACAGUGGCCAUAUCUCCCACGUGCCUGUGAUCAAGAAAGAAGAGCCCAUGAUGGCCAGCUGCCUGCCCAGCCGUGUAGCCCUCCCCAUGUCACCCAGCAGCCAUCAUGCCGCAGCUGUGGCCGCCCAGGCAGCCGCAGCUCAGGCAGCGGCGGCCGUCCAGGCGGCAGCCCUGGAACAGCUCAGAGAGAAGUUGGAGAGCGGUGAACCGCCAGAGAAGAAGAUGAUGAUGGUGGCAGAGGAGCAGCAGAGGAUCAUGCAACAUGCCCUGCAGCAGAACCUGCUGGCUAUGGCCACCCAGCUGCCCCUCAACAUCAAACUCAAUAACAGAGAUGAUAGACAAGAGACCGCAUUGAACCUGUCUACCAACGGCAUUAGCAGCAUCAACAUGUCAAUAGAAAUAAAUGGAGUUGUCUACACAGGUGUCCUGUUUGCUCGGCAGUCGGCCAUAGCGGCGAUGACGGGACACCGUGGGAAACACAGCAACUGUCAGACUCAGGGAAAGACCAGUCCCACACAGUUCCAGCCCUCCUGCUCCUCCUCCUCUUCCUCGUCCUCAUCCUCUUCCUCACUCCAUGGACACAGAAACUCCUCCCCCUGAGUUUCCUGUCCCUCCUCACCUCCUCUUCCUCCUUCCAUUGCACCAGGAAGGAGAUCCAUUCUGUUAAAGACACCGAGCAGUUGGAGACAUGAUCAUCAGACAAAUCCCAGUUGUUUUAAAAGGCGGCUUUCGCUCCAUCCACUCCAUCAGAUUCCUUUAAGGUCAGCUAACAACAGAUUACAAAGCAGCAAACAUAUGUACAGGCAAGAAAUCUUCCAGUCCCCCUUUCCCCCACUCUCCCUGUUCUGAAUUAACAGCGUGUUUCAAGGACAUUUAACCUUUGUGUGUUACCUUUGUCCUUCAAGUCGUCAAAGACAUCUGUGCAGUGUGGAACACUUCAAAAGCAUGGUUGCCCAUCAGUUUGAGGUGCAGCCUGGAUGAAGCCAAAUGAAGACUCCCUCUUGUGCACCAUUUCAAUCAAAAGAUGAGGCCACUAAACAGCAAGACCUUACAGCUGUUUAUGCUGACCUCAGAAACUCACUGCUUACAGCUGAUACCAAAGAAGAGAACAAAUCUAAACUGGUUUAACACGUCCAGCAUUUACAGUAAGCCUUAGCAGUAAUGAUCAAAACUGAGGAAUAUUGCAAAAAUACCAACAGACCUAGCACAUCCAGAGUGGAAAUCAUCAUGUAUUCUGUAGAGAGGCUGUCCAGACUCCUUAAUAGUAUGGUCUCAUGUUCAAUUUGACAGUUGGUUAAUGAUGUUUCAACAUAUAGCCAACAAGGCUAGAAAGAGUGAUGUGUGUGUACAUCCACACAGUUACAUUAUAUGUGGAUAAUGAGAGGAGUUUACUGACUGAGUCUCUUCUUUUGAACACAGUCAGCUCAGUCCACAGACAAUCAGCAACAUGUUAGCUAACUAGUGAACAGGCUGAUGGAACCCAGCAUACAAGGUUUUAGUUAACACACAGUUCUGUACACUAGUAACAAACACUAUGUCCCAAUCCCAUAUUGUAAAACUAAUACUAUACAUAUACACCGAUGAGCCAAAACAUUAAAACCACUGACAGGUGCCAUAAACAACAUUGAUCAUCUUGUUACAGUGCAAUGUUCUGUUGGGAACCCGGUGAGGAUCGUGACAAAGAGCUCAAGGUGAAAACCUGGCCUCCAAAUUCCCUGUAUCCCCAUCUGAUCAAACAUCUGUGGAAUGUACUUGUACCCUACCUCACAACCCACAGGACUCAAAAGAUCUGAUGGUAACUCCCCAAUGCCAGGCCCCAAAGGACACCCUCUAGAGGUCCUGUGUCCAUGCCUUGACAGGUCAGAGCCAAGUUCGGUCCAAGAAGGACCCACCAUGGAUCAGGGGUACCUCUGCGGUACCAGCACAUCCCUCAAAUGUUUGAUCAGAUCAGGAUCUGAGGUAUUUGGAGGCCAGGUCGACACCUUGAGCUCUUUGUCCUGGUCCUCUGGUCAUUCUUGAGCAGUUUUUGUGGAGUGGCGUGUCACAUUGUCCUGCAGGGGGGUUCACUGCCUUCGACAACUGCCAUUGCCACGAGGGGGUUUAUUUUGCAACGGCGUUCAGGUGGUUGGAGCAUGUCAAGUAGCAUCCACAUGAAUGCCUGGACCAAAGGUUUCCCAGCAGAACAUUGCACUGUAACAAGAGGAUCAAUGUUAUGGACUUCACCCACCAGUGUUUUUAAUGUUUUGGCUGAUCUGUGUAUAUGUUAUCUGGAUCAGAUUAGACUGUUUGGUGGUCCUGGGCUAAAAUCAUACAGAGUGCUCCAGGGAUGACAGUUUUCUGAAGGCCUAUGCAGAGAUUAGCAUCGCCCUGGUUCCCUCGACAGAAUAUAAGCUCUGUGACCAAACAAAAGUGUAUGAUACUAGCAAAUUGUGUUUAGCAAGAUAAUCUUCCCAAAUGAACACCACUUUUUAUGAUUUUUGAAGAGUAAAUGCAAUUGCCAGAAGUAAAAAGCUUGACGUUAGACCCUAAACGAACUUCACUACGGUUAUAUGGCUUAAUGUCGCAACCACAACGAGGCUGUACAUCUGUGUUGGAUGUGAUGACAUUCGGUAGUCUCAUUUAGCCUCUUGUUAGCAACCACCUUUUUAAAGACACAUGAAAGCUUCAGAAUUCAUGAAGGAGGUAUUUACUGACAUAUUUUAUGUCGUAGAACAAAACCUGAAAGUCUCUUUUUUCAGGCAUCUAACCAAAAAAAUUCAAAAAACCUGAAGACGAGGGAAUCAGGAGUGCUAAAAUGCUAACUGAUUUCUGGGUUUUAGGACUCAUCCCUGCACCGCUCUAUUCAGGAGCCACUUAAGGGAACUUAAACUGCAUUCACAUGAACGGUAGACAGCAAACAACAGCAAGACAGUAAAAUUAAGUGAAACUGUUAAAGAAUAUCGGCAGUGGUAAUGUCAGACAGCAUUUCUGUCCGGAGUUAAAAUAUUUGAGCUUUUUUCCAUCCUUCACAACAGAAUUUAUAACCAAUUUAUAGCCAGACUCACAAGAGGAGAAAACAUGGCUCAGCUCUGCAUUUACUGGACAUUACUAUAAUAAUUACAUAAAAUCAUAGACAUGAAAUAACUAUAUUUAAUACAUUUUAUUCCAUUCUUUGUAAGCAAUACAGCAUCAGGAUCGCAACAUAUCAUCGUGCAUGUUUUGUUUUACUGUCCUGCGACUCCCUCAGGCUGACUCAGAGGGUGUUGUCCGUCUGCUGUCCACUGAUUUUAUGUAAACGCAGCAUUAGCAUUACAGCAUUUUUUUCUUUAUAGUGCUUUAGUUGCCACACAGAUAACCUGGAGCCUCUGAGGUUGCUGGUCACUGGGGCAGUUGCCAGCUCUGCCCCACUAAAACACACAAGAAGUUGAAGAAAAUGAGGAAAUGCACAUUUGCAGAGUGAAUGAAUCUGAGCUCAGAACACCAUUAGACAUUUCAAAUUAGAAAAUGUCACCAAAGAUUUAUUACUUACACCACCAACCAAAAGUUUUCUGCAUCUCUCCAGAUAUAGACGUACAUAUUUUAAGAACUUGAUACCAGACACCACGUACAAAAAAAGAAAGGUUUUAUAGGUCCUGGUAAGACAUUACAAAUACUACAUUUUUGUGGUUUGACUUUUUUUUUCUUAAAACAAUAUAAUAAUUGACCCUCAACAGUUUACUACAGAUCUCUUUUGUAACAGUGGUCUAUCAGGAAAAUGCUUUUUGGGCUGCAUUUGUUAAUGCAGUACUGACAAAUUGCAAGCAGGGCUUCUUGCCCAACAUAUAUGUUAUGUUGUGUAUUGCAGUUAGGAACAUCUUAGGAACUCUUUCACACAGUUAGGAUGAGUUUAUAAUAUGCAUUUGGGACACACUUAGCUGGUGUACUAAUCAGAUGUAUUGUCAACAACCAUGAUAGUUAGCUGACCAUCAUUAGCUGAACAGAAGGCUGCUCACAACAUAAAUAUAAUCUUUAUCCCCCUAGGUUCUCUUCUGCUGUGAUCAUAAAAUAAAUGGCGCUUGAUAUUUAUAUGAGAUAUUCCUGAUCACAAGAAUAUGUCAUUUGGCCAUAGAAUAAUUUUUUUUUCUAAGAGAGAUCACAAAAUACCAAACCAAAAACUAGUUUUGAAACAAACUUGUUAGUCACAGAAAAUCUUUGUCAUGAUGACAAGAAAAGAACAUUUUCAAAAUCCCGUCCUCUCUGCCUUCCAGAGUGUACAGAGAUGGUGACAGUGUAAAUUGAUGUGAUGGCAAGCAUUGUUCCCAUCCAGUGCUUUCCUCAUUCAUUACAGUAAAUAUUGCAAUCGACAUCAUUGCUCCACAGUUGUGGUCGUGUUCAGAAACACUUACAAAAAUGUCUGCUGAGGCUGAAUGCGGUGGAGCUGCAGCACAUGAGAUUGCAUUAUUCUUUGAAGAAAUCUUCUGCAACGCACAUUGACUAAAGCCAGAACCACAAGCAUGGAGAAAAUAAUCAGUGGUGUUUGUUAACAUAAGAGAGAAGCACAAAGCUGAUGUGACAGAGCACUGGGAAGAAAUGAAUCAUGAGAGUUCUCCUAUGGCAUUGCAUUCAUUAUAGGAAUGACAGAGUAGAGCACUUCAGCCUGUAGGCAGCGAGUUAUCAGAAAUAAAGGAGGUGACAACAGGACAUACAGAGAUAUGUAGUCCGUAGGAAACUGUCAUCAGUCACUCAGUAGUUUUAUAUUGUGAAUAGAGUCCAGGUUUCUUUUUUUUUUAGAGAUGCACUUGUGUCUAACAUCACGGAGCUUCUUCCUCCCUCUCUCUCUCUUUCUUUCUUUCUUUGUUUCUUUCUUUCUUUACAUCUUUCUUUCUCAGUUUUCAUAAAGAUAUCAAAAUAUUUUCUUUAUUGUGAAGGGAAAUGGGAACCAGUUUGAAGAUAUGUGGGUUUUUAUUAAGUCUGUAAAAGCAUUUCAUUACAGAUUUUAUUUAUUAUGUUUUAUAUUCCUGCAAAUGUUGCAUUUAGCUCCACCACUUUGUUUGCAAACCCUUUUAAAGAGUCUUCUUGAAUGCAGAUACCUCACCAAUCUACCUGUAUAUAGUCAUAGUAAUGUAUGAAUACAAGAUAUACCUCAUAAAUUUCAUUUAUUUUUUAUUGUACAGCCACCUGAAAACCAAUGUUUUACUGCAACAGAUCACUGGAUUUUUUUUUCUCUUUUUUCAUAUUUUGUAUGAUUAUACCAAAGAAGGGAAUAUUUUAUUGACACACAUCUACCUCAUUUGUUAUAGACUGUGCCAACAAGCAUGUCCACAAUCUUAAUUGCCAGUGUAUUCAUGGUGUUUCAUAUCCAUAUAUUUGUGUGAACACAAAAUGCUUUUCAGUCCAAAAAAAAGGCAACAAUCGAUUAGAGCAGGGGCGUAGGACAAUGGGGGGAAGUGCAGGGCUCUCAUGUGAGGGGGGCCCACCAUGAAGGGAUAGGUGUGGAUGUGGGCCUAUGUACAGGGUCCAGGAUAUUGUGGAUAUUGUGCUACGCCCCUGGAUUAGACUAAAGAAUUAAGCAACAUGUUCAAAGUGCUUUUAAUGUUGGGUGUUGUGCCGGCGCAACAAAACAGCCUUUUGUGAAACACAGCAGGGACACUUGUCAAAACAAAUCCAAUCUGCAUGAAAACCUGGAUAUACAGUAAAAGGAAGACAGCACCAUGUAACAAUGAAUGGCACAGAUUUGAUAUUGUCCCAUCAGCACCUGUAAAAUAUGACAAGCCCACUUCUGUCAUGGUUUGCACUUCAGGUCAAGAAAAAAACUGCUAUUUUUUGGUCCCAGCUCCCAGCUCUCAACUUGUCAGGUUACAAACUAAUUUAUUUUUUGGUUGAAAUGGUCUGUAUAGUUCAACAGUAGGUGCGGGAACCAGAGCCUAGGGUUGCAGCAGUAUACCAGUUUCAAGGUAUAUCAUGAUAUGAAAAUUGAUGGGUAUCACACUGUCAAUAUCUCCUUAUCAAUGAACUGAAAGUUUUUACACACACUUCCAUUAGAAAAAUAGCUUAAAGUUUCAAUUAUAGUAAUAAAACAUUUGUUCAAUCAAAAAGCCAUUUUCAGUCCUUUAAGGGUCAUUCUGACAGAUAAUAAUAAUUCUGUAAUACUGUGGUACUGUGAAACCGCAAUACUUGCUGAACGUAGCAACCCAACCAGAGUCCGUUUGGAGCAGAACCCAUUCCAUGUUGGUUGAAAAGAGCUAUAAGUGGACCUUUGAGCUGAGACUAUACUGUCACACAUAUUGUCCCUGGAGUCAAGAUUAGAACCCAGCAGAGAAAUGGAUGGGCUAAUGUAUCAGCCAAUAUUAACUAACAGCCCAUUGUAUCAUGGCGGCUGAUGAUUGUCUGUUUUCUGGAACAAACAAUAGUCUUUAGAACCCACAGGUGCACAUAGACACAUGACCACACAUUACUACAGAAUACUGCAGGUAUUUCUUACCAGGAAAGGGGGCUUGGCAUUGUGUGUUAGCAUUAUGAAAACAACGUCAGUGCAAAGUCUAUUAUAAACAGCUGCAGUUUGGUUAGGUUUAGGAAAAGAAAAACACUUGGUUAGUUUUUAGGGAACAAAAAAAUACUUGGUCAAGUUUAGGAAAAGAUUGAGGUUUUGGUUAAAAUAACUAUGUAUGGGAUGUAAGUGACUAAACUUGCUUUGCAUGGUUAUGUCAAGUACCUGCGUAAAGUAUUUUGAGUAGUUAUGUCAAGUCUGUAAAGUCAUGUAGUGAUGUUAACCCUGGGCACAAAGCGCGGUCUCCUGGUUGGAUUUUCUCACUUUUUAUACUUAACAAGUGUAUCCACCACAACAGAUGAUCCUCAUUGACUUUGCACUGGCAUUGUUUUUGUGUAGUCAGCACCUAAUUUUAACACAUUUUGUUUCUGCCACCAUGUUAAGACUUUGUGUCCAUUUUAUGUAUCCUUUGAGACUGGGCUGGAAUUUUGCUGUGGAUCUCCAUGGUCCUCAGACGACAAUACUGAUGAUCAGGCCAAAAUUUCAAAAUUUCCUCUUACACGAAACAUCAACAAACUGGUUGAAAUUAAUCCACUGAGCACAUUCAUGUUACCCAGAAGAUAAACACUUGGGAUUGUCAUGACGCCAUGAGCGUUUGUGCACUGCCACCUCUGAGUUGCUGUCUUCCUCUCCUAAUCUUGUCAUCUUGUUUUUCAUGCAGACUUCUCACAGUUCUUGAUUUCAGAUGCUAUGACUAGUUCAGUGUCAUGAUGACAGUGUAAUGCUCCAGGCUGAUUACUGGUGAUAAAGCUAAUAAUAUAUUGUGUGACUGUAUGUAUAGAUGGUGAUGUUGAAAAUGUACAAACAAAAUCUUGCAGCAGAGGACAAUCCUCAGCCAAUAAGAUGAGCUGACUCCUCAGCUGUCAGUUGAGCUGUUGAAGGUGUUUGUGCUUUAUAAUUCUCAUGUUUACUUGAAAUGUGUUCUUUAGCAAUCAGACAAGUCUGCAGGUCAACACAGCAAAGGUCCAAGGAAACAAUCACUUCCUUAUACACAAAUGUGGUGUUGCAUCCUUGAACACUGAAACAACGAUAUCAGCUAAAUGUUAAUGGACUUGAAUACUUGGGUCUCAAAGCAGCUGGAAUAGACAAAUGUUUAGCCACCCAUAACAGAGUUGCAAAGUGGGAGAAGUUAUUCGAAGCACCCAGGGUUCUGGAAGUAAAAGAAUAGGAGCUCUUCUAGGCUUGUAUAGAGAUGAACUCUCCUGGUUAAGUCACCAAUAUAAAAACAAUAACAAUUAUGUCAGAAAAUAUUCUUUUUAUUAAAAAAAGUCAAAGUUAUAAGCCUGGGGACAUAAGAAUCUAGGGAGAUGUGUCAACUACAACUCCUAAAGCCUUUCAAUAAGAAGCAUCAUUAAAUAUUGGGCUUACAAUUCUGUUAUGUGUUCGUCACUGAAACUCAACCUUAAAGGAAUACUUCACCCACAAAAUGACCAUUUGUAUAUCAGUUACUCACCAUAUGUUGUGCUAAAUCCAUUAUUUUUAAAAAGUGUUUUUCUCCCAUGCCUCCACUCUGAACAGACAAUCUGAAUAAGGUGAACAUUUCUCAUGAAUUGAAGUAAAUAGGGACCACAUUUAACAACAGCAAAACUAUUUCAAGUCUAAUUUAUCCAGUUGCAUGCUCAGUACUUCCCAUAGAUGCAUUUUCACUAAAAUUAUACAAUAUAUAACAACACUGCAAUAGUGAGUGUGUCUGAGUAUGUACAUGCCAUGAACUUAGCUUGAGCAGAGCACGUGUGCUCAGCCACGCUACUCAGCCGGCAUGAGACUGUUUGUACUGACAUAUUUUAAGUCGUAAUGUUUUAGUGAAAAUGCAUGUGCAUGUGUAUGCAAGUAUUGAGCCUAUGACUGGAUGGAUGAAACUUGGAUUAUCCUGCACGAGUUGUGUGAGAGUUUGUAAAAACAUGUUUUGAUACAGAUUUGCCGUUGUUGAAUGUGGACCUCUAUCACUUUAAUACAUAAAGAAUGUUCACCUUUGAUUCUCCAUUCAGAGUGGAGGUAUACAAGAAAAAUAAAGUUUUCUUCACAAAUUCAAGGAAACAUGCAGUGAGUAAUUGAUUGAUUGAUACAAAUGGUAAUUUUGGGGGUGAAAUGCUCCUUAAAGAUUACAAUUUUAGAUUACACAACCUUUUUUGGAAGACAAUGACAAAAAUGCUCCCACCAAUAGGGCCAUCAGGGAUAAGGAAAAAAAAAAAAAAAAAAAAAUAUAUAUAUAUAUAUAUAUAUAUAUAUAUAUAUAUAUAUAUAUAUGGGUAUAUCUAUAUAUAUAUAGGUCAUUUUUGCAGACAGUGUCAAAUGACCUAUUUUGUAGUUCAGCUGGGAAAAGACCUUGUUGAAUUGGCACCUGAUACCAUAGCAAUAGCAGCUGGUGCCCAGAGGGUAGAGUAGUUUUUACAUCCAUUUGCCAUACCAAUCUGUCAACAAAGACAGUUGGCAUAAUUCAAACUGAUGGCUGUAGCAUCAACCUGAAGGAUAAUUCAAUUAUCAAAGAGACUACUGUGUUUCUGUACUGAGGAACACUGAGGAGAUCAUUGAAAGAAAACAGAUAUAAAUACAAGCUAGUUCUCCCACUUUACAACUCUUUGUCACAUGACUAAUGUCCAGCCCCUGUCGGACUGUCUUGGGUCCAUAACCCUUAUUACCAUAAGUGAUGGUGAAUUAUAGACAUGUAUCAUGAUCCUGGAACAUUUCAGUCACUCAGAGGCUCCCAACAUUAAAAUUACAAACUUAUUUGGUGGUGGUCUCCUUUGAGAUAUCAGGCACAAAAAAAAAAAAAAAAGACGAGUUAUGUCAACAGGGAAAGACAUUUUCUGUCGUAGUCAGUACAAAGAAAAAAUCAGUCAGUGAAUGGGGAAUAUUGAUAUUGUAUGUAUUGACUUUAAAACUUUAGACAAACUCCACAAAUCUGAGAAACUCAAAUAUCCACAAGAUGGCUAUCCAAGAUCGUGAUGCACGGUAUGAUGCUCCUGGAUCCAGGCUCAUUAUGGACGGUGUACGUUUUCUCUCUCCAUGAUCCAGGUGCUCCUCACAGCACAGUCCUGUCUUAUAUCCUGUAAAUGCAGCACCGGCACAGUCUAUUCCUCGGCCCCUCCUCUUGUACAUACUGCUGAAUAAUGCCAAUCACUGAACACUUCACAUGACUGUGAGGCCACAGCAUGGAAUCACUGGCAUUCUUCUCACCAAAGAGUUUUUCAAGCUGUGACCCUGCUCACUUGAUUUUUAGGUCAUAACCCUCGGCAGAGCAGAUGAGCAAGAGAAAGCGACCGCUCUGCAUGCAGAAUAAACAAAAAAGGAAAAAAAAAAAAGAACUGACUCAUGUAAUCAAAUAAUAUGUUGUUUACUUUGUAUUAUGCUAUGCUGGUAGUUUUUAGACACUAAUCGCUUUAUUAGCUGUGUAUGAAGCUUUAAAUGUUUCUUUUAUUUCCCUUUUGUUCAUCUUGGAUAAAUCCAGUGCAUUACGGGAAUGCUGGAUUGUGGUGCUCAGGGGUUAAAAAUGUACAAAAAAGAGGUGAAAGAGAUUUUCCUGUUUUGCCAUUUGAAUUGUAGCGUAUUUAGAAA